AACAGGAGAAACUCCGUCUCUUCUCUGUGAUCAUAAGCUUUUGCAGGUUCUCGCUCCCACUACCAUGGCUUUGACAAUGGCAGCCCGGCCGAUCUACUGCGAAUUGCAGUCGCAGAAAUCGGAGGUUCUAACAGUGAAAGUCUCACCGAUUCCAAAGCUGCAGCUGAAACCCACCUCCAUCGAUGAUCCAUCUUCACCUUCAUCGCCCGAUCACGCCAAGAUCGUACUUCAACCCCGUCUCUGUACUCUCAGAUCCUACUGCUCAGAUCGCACCGGUUUAAUCCGAUUCCGCCUUGACUAUGAUAAAGUCUCUCCCUUCUUCGCUACUCUUUCCGAGUACAUAGAAAACUCCAAGAAGACUCAGGACUUCGAGAUCAUCUCCGGCCGACUCGCUAUGAUGGUGUUUGCUGCGACGGUGACGAAGGAGAUAGUGACGGGGAAUUCUCUGUUCCAGAAGAUGGAUUUACAGGGAAUCGCAGAGGCAGCAGGGGUGUGUUUGGGUGCGGUGGUUUCUGCGGCUGUAUUCGCUUGGUUCUCUAGUGCUCGGAAGAGAGUGGGUCGGAUCUUCAAUGUUGGCUGCAACAAAUUCAUCGAUUCCUUGAUUGAUAAUCUGGUUGAUGGGUUGUUCUCUGAAACAGAGCUCAGCGACUGGUCCGAUGAGAUCUGAGGAUUACAUUGAUAGUAAUAUACAGUACUCAUCCAAUCCUUUAAUCUCUAUAUUCCAUAGCUGUAGACUACUGAUUAUACUCGCUUAUGCAUCCCUGUGUUGUAUCGCAUGUGUGGAUCUGUGUUUGUACAUAUUAAGAACUUGAGAAUUUUGUCAGAACUGUUUGAAUCUUGAAGAGAAUAUAGUUGCAGUGUUAUACUGUCAA
Messenger RNA from Telopea speciosissima, 872 nucleotides. RefSeq names its product stress enhanced protein 2, chloroplastic. Lineage: Eukaryota; Viridiplantae; Streptophyta; Magnoliopsida; Proteales; Proteaceae. Gene Ontology annotation, biological process: cellular response to high light intensity. The transcript is spliced from 2 exons. Bases 65 to 667 code for a protein of 200 amino acids. The record is from RefSeq and is a predicted model, not a curated record.